Molecule: messenger RNA, 1765 nt
Organism: Talaromyces stipitatus ATCC 10500
Lineage: Eukaryota; Fungi; Ascomycota; Eurotiomycetes; Eurotiales; Trichocomaceae
Product: xylosidase/arabinosidase, putative
Exons: 2
Coding region: 1-1593 (530 amino acids)
Biological process (GO): carbohydrate metabolic process
Molecular function (GO): hydrolase activity, hydrolyzing O-glycosyl compounds
Source: RefSeq, a predicted model, not a curated record
AUGCCGGCUGGAGGAAUAAACCCCAUAAUCCCAGGUUUCGCUCCUGACCCUUCUGCCAUCCAGGUUGGUGAUACCUAUUUUCUAGUCAAUUCCAGUUUUCAUAUCUUCCCUGGCCUCCCUAUAUAUGCUAGCAAAGAUCUUGUAUCAUGGAGACACAUUGGAAAUGCCAUCAACCGGCAAACCCAACUCAGUCUCGCUGCUAGCCGCACAAAGCUGAACCCUGAAGACGACGAAGCAGGCGACAUGAUGUGUGCAACUGGCGGCCUCUAUGCUCCCACAAUCCGGUAUUACGACGGCAUUUUCUACAUUGUCUGCACGAACGUGAUUCAUGGCGCGCAAGAUGGCAGCACAUCGGACCAACACCAAAACUUUAUUGUUUCGGCGACCGAUAUAUGGAGCAAUCAGUGGAGUGAUCCUGUGUUCUUCGAGUUCGAUGGAAUUGACACCAGCCUUUUCUGGGAUAGUGAUGGUCGGGCAUAUAUGCAUGGAUCCGCGGCGCCGGGACCAAUGACCACUAUUAAGUUAUUUGAAAUUGAUAUCAAGACGGGUCAGAAGCUUUCGGAUGAGAAGAUGAUAUGGGAUGGCACUGGUGGGAUAUGGCCUGAAGGUCCUCAUAUAUACCAUAAUCAUGAUGGAUGGUAUUACUUGUUUAUUUCUGAAGGAGGGACCUUUGAAAAUCAUAUGGUUACUGUCGCGCGGUCAAAGUCUAUCUGGGGACCCUACGAAGCGAAUCCUGAUAAUCCAAUUCUCACAGCUCGUGGGACAGAUGAAUACAUUCAACACACCGGUCACAGCGAUCUCUUUCAGAAUGCGCAAGGCCAUUGGUGGGCGGUUUGCCUUGCCGUGCGUAAAGACAAAUCAAAACGCUACGUCUUGGGGAGAGAGACUUUUCUUACCCCUGUGCACUGGACGCAGGGAAGUUGGCCAGCAGUGAGCCGGGUAAAGUCCAGCUUUCCGUUGGAGCCUGGAAGGAGCAUCAUACCUGAUAACGCCGUAGCGACCCUUAGUGCAGAUCCUGGCAUGGACUGGUGUUACAUUCGAGACGCAGAUUUGACUUCGCACAAGAUCGAGGAGAAUGGCAAGGAGAUCACACUCACUGCGAGCGAAAGUGAUUUGUGCCAGGCCGAUACUAGCGAUCAGGUCACGUUCAUAGGCAAGCGACAACGUCGGCUGCAUGGCCACUCUCAAGUUGCAGUUCAGCACGUUACGACGGGGACAUUGCUCGAUGCCGGGUUAUGUAUUUACAAAGAUGAACAUCGAUUUGCGCGCAUAUUUCGUGAAUUCGACUCUCCGGCUGUCAUCGUGUUCGAAUUGGUUAACGAAGCUAAGUUUAUUCACAGGACCAAGAGGAUAACCAUCGAUCUCGGAGGCAACGACGCCGCGCUGACAUGGCUGAGACUGGAGUACUCAGAGACAACUUAUAAAUGCUCCUAUCGACUUGAGCAUAAUUUUCAGUGGACUGAGUUUGCGGACUUUGAUACGCUUGAAAUGACCGGACAUGAUUUUGUGGGGCCUAUUGUGGGAGUAUUUGCCUUCACCAAGGAAGUGGAUAGGGAAAUAGAUGUCAUUUUUAGAGGAUUCGAAGUUGAGUGAGCGGUAUUAGCAGGACUCCAGUCAUUCUUUCGUCUUGCUUGAUCUUCUCCCGUCUCUUUGACAAUGCAUAUAUAAGUACGCAGUCGAGCUCAGUUCCCAAUUGCUCUCACAAGGUUAAAUGUGAGCCUAAGUUGCCUAACAUUGAGAAAUCUGAGUUUCGGACUUGCUGUAG